Messenger RNA from Desarmillaria tabescens, 528 nucleotides. RefSeq lists its product as uncharacterized. The record is from RefSeq and is a predicted model, not a curated record. The transcript is spliced from 3 exons. NCBI's taxonomy places the organism in Eukaryota, Fungi, Basidiomycota, Agaricomycetes, Agaricales, Physalacriaceae. The coding region runs from base 133 to 339 and encodes 68 amino acids.
GUAAGAAUAGUUCUAGAAAGGCGUUCACCUAUAAAACCUUGCCUAAGUUAUCUUUAUCUAUCCAACAACCUCCUUCCACACAGAUAUUACCGCUCACAGUCAACCACUAAUCUUGCCCAUCCUCUUUCGAAAAUGAUGUUCAAAUUCGCCUCCAUUGCCAUGAUCGCCUUAACGGCCAUGUUCCUAUCCGCAGGACAAGUCAAUGCCAUUGCAGACAACGACGUCGACGCGUGCAACGGUUCCAAUGACUACGAAGUGGGACACUCAUGCGCGUUUGCUGAAUCUCAAGGCACCUGUCAGACUAACGCGUGCGGCAACUUGAUCUGCAUCCCCAAUUAAGAGAAGUCGGAAGUCUUGUCGAGUUGAAGGUCUAGGAUUCUAGGAAAUGAAAUCAGAUACUUCUUCGUAGUACUUGCUAGCCAUAUUUCCAAAUUUCAACCGGCAUUAAGUUACCAUUCUUCUGCUUGCUCUCAGACGUCUCGCGUUUCUGAACGCGUUAGAUUCUAUAAAUAUCUUUGAAUUUUCGCG